UACUUCAAGGAAGGCGCAUGUCAUGCUCUCCAUCUAUAUCCUUGCUGUUUGGAAGAAAUUUCGACUGUACAAUAACAAGUAUUUCACAAAUUUGCAUCCUUGUCAAAGCAGCAGUGUACUCUCAACACUUUAAUCUCACUCCAUCUCCUAUCUUUCACGCGGUCUUUUGAAUUGGAUAGUGAGAGACUUUUACAAUAUUAAUACGAUCCUAAUAUUCGCACGCUACAAUGGCAGAAGGCAGCGAAGAUUCGUACCUUUAUAUGAAAAGCCGUUCAAAGGCUCUCUAUGAGUGCACCAAUUCGGAAACUUUUCCUGGCAAAAUGCCGUCUAGCUACGUUCCAAAGCAGGCCAGCGCCAAUACCAAAAGCUUGCCUACGCCAAACGUUCGUCCUCAAAGUCUUCCCCCGGCAGUUGGACAAAGCGGCUCACCAUCUAACCUUGAUGAUUGCAUGGCCUUCGACCUUUACGAGCAAGACCCCGACACGGAUUUCCAAUGCGAGGAUUACAACCUUCGUAGACAGUCGUCGGACUUCCGAUUCAAUUUUGAGGAUAUGAUUGUGUUGCCAAUAAGGCUCAAGAAACCAUUCACUUCUGUCACAUUCGACACACCUCCUUCCACUGAAGUCGAUGAGUUCGACUACGCUGACCAGCACGUAUAUUACAGUCAGCUUAUCACUACUGUUAAUUCAAACUCGGCGGUACAUGAAUACGGUACACGUAAAGGACCGUUGUGGGACUGUGCGUGGGAAAUCCUCGUGCCCAAAGGUCUUCAUCCGUCAUACCUUACAGAGGGUGAGUUUGUGAAAUUGGUGUUGAGCCAAGGCAAUGACACGACCACGUGGAUGGAUAUCCACAUUCCAAUUCUGCACAGAAGAGCGCUCCAAAAAGCAGCCGCCGCCCGUCAAAAACUCACCAAUGCCGGUAUAUCUCCUUUCGAACUAACCCAAGAAUAUUUGGAGGCCUUUGAAUGGAUGGAUAAGAUUGAGCAAGAUAAUUUUGUUAAGACUAUGCAGAAGUUGCAGUUACAAGUCGCCUUUCAAAAACAAGGUCUUUCGAUGAGAAUCGAAGACAUUGACGAUUUCGCUCCUAAGGAUGAGGAGAAGCUUAUUGGAAAGUCACAUACGAAGUUGGUCGAUGGGUCUUGCAUUCCAAGAGACUAUUCCUCUGACUCUGACGAAUCUUACAUGGCGGAAGAAAUCACCCUCGAAGAAUUCGAAAACCAGUUCCGGGACAAUGAUUUCAAGAAGGCUCCUGCUUCAUUAGGCAGUACGCCCAUCCAAAACACAGAUCAGCCUCCUACAGACGACAAUGAAGCGUUCAUUGCGAAAUGCCUUGGAGCACUCAUGGGUGCAUCUUCCACUGACACCGAUCCAUCCAAACAAAUCUUCGAGCACAGCAAAAAUAGUCAAGUCCUUGAAGACUCCAUCGAUGUCCAUCAGGUCACCCAGAUCCACGGAAACGUCCGCUUGAGAUUAGCUCAAUGCCCACAACAUGAGGCUUCUAGCCCCUGUACUCACAUCUCCUCUCAUGAUCCGCCCAAGGAUCCGAAUACUCGCGUCGUCUUCUCCCUCCAAGAUCCUCCUCCACUAUCUCCUACUCGAUCCGCUCGCCCUGCUUCAGCUAGUCAUCCUUCCGAUAGUUCGUCCUCUUAUGGUUCCAGUCUUGACGGUAGUGGCGGUAGCGGUGCCUACAUGACGAAGAGCAGAAGCAAUGGUGGCCAAAGCCAAAAAUCCAGCAAGACGGAAGGAAGCGGCAUGAGUGGUAUGAGCGGAACAAGUGCAAAGCUUGGUAGCAUCAGUAAGAAGUUGGGAGAAUCACCAAAGUCGUUGAAAAAGAAGCUGAGUUCGGUCUUUGGGACCAUUGGAAGAUCGGGAAAACGUAAUGUUUGAUUAAGUGUUGAUGCUUUUGUUGCGUGCUUCCCUUCAGACUUUAUCCCUUUGAUUCCCUCUAUUCCUCGUGGCAUUGUUUCGUUUUUGGAAUGGUUUAUAUGCUGUGCGUGUAUGGGGUAGGGUGGUUUUGAAAUGUGCUUAUUCGGUGGAACAUUCACGCACGAUUCGGAAAUGGAUGAUUAUGGAUCGAGGUAUUGACGGCGGAGGGGAUUAUUAUCAAUAUUUUUAAGUGUUCGAGUAUAGGGCUAUUACAUCAAAUAGCUUCAAGUCAUUACAGAGCUCUCUGGGCUUUUGGAGGGAUAAUUGCACAUUCGUUUAAAUUAAAUUAGUAUAGGAGAAAUCAUCAGAAUCACA
Molecule: messenger RNA, 2243 nt
Organism: Sclerotinia trifoliorum
Lineage: Eukaryota; Fungi; Ascomycota; Leotiomycetes; Helotiales; Sclerotiniaceae
Source: the annotation of a GenBank genome assembly